GAUUGAGGAGGGGGAGGGAUAGAAGAAAUAUAGAGGAAAGGGGCAGAGAGAUUACAAGUCACUUAGGAAAUGGAAUAGUGUAGAUAAGGUAGACAGUCAAGGUGGAAGAGAGGAGAACCAGCUAUGCCAAGGGCUAGGAUAUGACUCCCAACCAAAAGUGGGGACUGGGUCCAAGAACACUGCCAUGUUGUCAGUAACCACAAGGGAGGAUCUUUUGCAACAUCGGAAAAGAAGCAGCCAGAUCAGUAAAGGAAGUUGCUGGCCACAAGGAGGUAGAGAUGGCCGUGCUCAACUCAGUCUUCCCCUGGAGAAUGUCUGAGCAUGUGUUUUUAUUUACCCUGAUUCUCUCUGGACUGCUGAGUGCCCCAGUGUCCCUAGUCAGGGCAUCCUCGACUUCCUGACGGCCCUGCUGGUCUCACUUCCUGAACAGAAUCUGGCUAUGGCUCGGAUCCUCCUUCUUUUGCUGUCGGCGGCAUGUCUGCACACUGGGAAUUCAGCAGGAUAUCCAAAAAAGUAUGACUAUGGUGUCGACCAACCAGCUGUCCUCUCUGGAGUCCAGAGCGGCUCCAUCGAGAUCCCCUUCUCUUUCUACUUCCCCUGGGAGUUGGCCAAGGAUCCGCAGAUGAGAAUAGCCUGGAGAUGGAAGGUCUUCCAUGGGGAAUUCAUCUACAACUCCACCCAGCCUUUCAUUCAUGAGCAUUUUAAGGGCCGGCUCAUCAUGAAUUGGACACAGGGUCAGACAUCUGGAGUCCUCAGAAUCCUGAACCUGAAGGAGAAUGACCAGGCCACAUACUUCAGCCGAGUUUUUCUCAGAACAACAGAAGGCAUGAAGUCGUGGCAGUCAAUCCCUGGCACCCAACUCAUCAUUCAUGCUCUCAUUACUACCCCGGGGAGCCCCUCCAUCAUCCCCUCUGCAGUCCCCACAACUGGCCUGGAGGACACAAGGGGCCAGAGGACUCCUUCACUGCUGAACUUGGGAGCCAUGGUUGGGAUGGUCGUGUCCAAAGUUGUGGUCAUCAUCCCCCUCUAUGGAUGGGUGAUCUUCCUGUGGUGGAAACAAAGGACACAAUUCAGAAGAGAUCUUGUGAGUGAACACCCCUGGAAAAACUUUGUUCCUAUCCUUCCAGCAGAGAGCUCAUCUUUCCUGUAGACCUUAAGGUCAGAAGAAGAACCAGUCCAGCAAAUGAAAGUCUCACUCCAAGAAAUCCUUCUCAGUAUUUGUCUUGACCCUUUUCUCCCAUGUGUGACCUCUAAGAGAGUGGCGGACUCUGUCUAGGAUACAAGUCAGUGGGACAGGGGCAAGGACCAGGGUCCAUAUUGAGAAUAACAGCCUGAGAAUUAGGGUUCCCCUCUCCCUUAUUCCCUGCACACUGCCAUCUCAUCUAGAAACUUGACCCCCCUCCCUCCAUGCUUUACAUUCAGUGACAGACAACAUGUCAUGUUUAAUGCCCAUGUUGGGCUUUUCCUGAAAGGUCCAAGUAUACACACUAAUUUUCUCAUUUCCUGCCAUGUUGAUAUUCUGGACUCUGGGUUCUCUUCUAGGAUAGUUCCUUUUUGCCAUGUUCAGUCUGUCUUAACUUUUGAUAGUCAGCAGACCUGCUCCUAACAGAACACAGAAACUUUCCAUUCCGACCCAUGCUUGAUAGAGUUCCUUCAAGCACAGUGUGUCAUAGCUGCAGUGUGGUACCAAUGUGUAGAGGGCCGCAAUAACAUUCGCCACCGCUAGAUGGCGCUGGCUUCCACUGUGCCCCAUGUGGAAGGUCAGGAUAGCCUCCGCCAUUACAAGAUGGCGCCAGCCUUCGCCGCGCCAGCCGACUCCCUUUCAGGAAGUUAACUGUGCGCAUGUGCAAGAGUGCCUUCAUGCCAGGUCUUUGCCCACUCUGGGGCGUGCCUGAUGAGAUCAUGGGUAAACAACCAAUCAGGUGUGGAUGUGCCACGCUAGGGUGUAUAUAAGCACACCAUGUUGGCGCGCCAAGGCUUCCUCUUUAAGAUCAUAAUAAAGUUUGGUCACAGUAAGGAUUUCUAUGUACCCGCGUGUUUCUUGCCGGCGAGAAGUCACGCGUGGGACAUUUGGUGCCAAGAACCCGGGACACAAAAAAGCUACAUCAUCACCGGUGCCAAGAGGAGGCUCCCUUUCAUGGAAGAAGUCCAGAAGCUGUGAGUGGGGGUAAGACUCUGAGAGACCAUGUUUAGCCUUGAUC
Messenger RNA from Rattus norvegicus (Norway rat), 2201 nucleotides. It is a transcript of the gene Pilrb2l7, whose product is annotated as paired immunoglobin like type 2 receptor beta 2 like 7. Gene Ontology annotation, cellular component: plasma membrane; membrane. The record is from RefSeq and is a predicted model, not a curated record. Lineage: Eukaryota; Metazoa; Chordata; Mammalia; Rodentia; Muridae.